GCACCCAGCGAAGGAUAGAUAACCUACCGGGUGGUUCAUCGCCCAUCCCUCGGACCUCCUUGUCUCCUGCCUAACCAGCUACAACCAACCACCAAGAUGGCCACUUUCUUCCAGUCCUUCCGCAGCUCGGCGAUGCCCAAGCGCCUGCUCCGGUAUGCGCUAUCGCGGCUGGAACUCUUGGACGCCGACGCGCUGGACUUGGAGCACCUCGACUUCGCCCUCGGUCGGAAUACCGUCCUCGAGUUUCGUGAUGUCGGAAUCAAGCUCCAGAAGCUCGAGAGACUCCUCAAACUGCCCCCGGCCUUUACACUACAGAAGGCAAAAGUCCUCCUACUCCGCGUGACGGUUCCUAUGGACUUCUACACGAGUCCUAUCACCGUCGAGGUUGACGGCGUCGACGUUCGGCUGAAGGUCUCGUCAAAGGAGCACCGCGAGGACCGUCCUAGGAGGAGGGGCAAAAGAAAAGAGGAUUCCGACGUGUUACCGACCGCUGCCGAUCUGGCGCAAUCAUUCCUACAAGGGCAGGAAUCGGCGGAGAAGAAGGAGCUGGAGGAGGCGCUGGCUGCUGAAACUCAAGAGAUGGGGUCAUCCAUGACUAUAAGUGACGCCGGAAGCGACGAGGAUCUUGGCUACGGCACCGGACAGGCGCUGUCCUUGCCCGCCUUCCUUACCGACUUCCUUCAAGGCGUCGUCGACAGGACUCAGAUCUGUAUUCGAGGAGUCACCUUCCAACUCGAUGUUGAGCUUCCGGUGGAUCUGAAUACGACGACUCCUGAUUUGGUCACCUUCCAGCUAGCGUUGGAAGGCAUCAACGUGGAAGGCGUCACGACUCCAACUUUGGAGGGGGAUGGAACUCCCAAGAUUGUUCCCAAAGAGGGGAAGCGGCACAUCACGUUGGACAACAUCAGAGCGUUCCUGAUAUCCGAAGCAAACGUCUUCUCGACUCUGGCAAGAUCUCCGUCGGUGGCUUCGUCUCUCGCUUCACAGUCUCCGGUUCUUACGGAACACCAAUCGCCCCUUUCUCGCCACUCUAAUGCUCCGGACAUGACUGCAAGCGAGCAUCUAAUGUCCUUCUCCGACGAACUCGCUCGGGAUAGCGAAGACGCUUUCAAUAUCCCUUACGAUUUUGGGACUGAUCCCGACGAGAUGGAUCCCCAGGAACCUGCUUCGUCUGUCUCUACACCGCGGGCAUCGAUAUACCAAGACUUUACUGCGCGGCGAGAGGGGCUUCUUGCCCAAUCAGAGAUUAUGGAGCCGGGGUUGGCCCCCUGGGGCACCUUCUCACGCGACGCACAAUCAGAACCCUAUCUUCAAUCCCUUGGAAGCGAUCUAUUGGAUCCUAGAGUGGCUUCCCCAGAGCCCUUGUCUGGGUCCGAGUCUACAAGUUCCGGUGUCGGUUCUCAACCACCGGAAGACCUGACCAAAUCUCACCUCUACAGCCACGAGGAUGCCGAGAGCAUGUAUAUGAGCGCGUUCUCUCAGGCAGAGUCCAGCCGUCUAAGAAGUGCUAUGCCUGGUGCAUGGGAUGAAGAAGACAGGCCGAGUCCCGAAACGUCCCCACAGCCCAAACGCGCUGCCACACCCAAUGUGCAGCGAACCCCUUCCCCGGUGCGCCCCGAAGAAGAGAUUGCCGCAGCUGAGGUGCGAGAGCAAGAAUCAAAGACGAAAAGGGGCGCAGCAGCAGAGGAGGUAGUCCCCGGGGAUGUAGCUACGCCAGAUGAAACCACGGCAUCGGAUACAGAGAGCGAGACACCAGAGGUAGAACCUCAGGAUGACGUUCCUACACCCCGCGGACCUACUCGCCUGGUGAAGGAGAUUCUGUCCCUGGCAUCUAUCUCGAUAUAUGUGCCUUCCAAUCACAAGCAUUUGCAAGUACCACCUUCAGUACUCGACAAGUCGGUCUCUCCACACCUGCCUGGCGCGUUCUCGGUUCACUCUGAAGCGCCGACAAGCCCCAAUAUCCACCCUCAAGUCGUUACCGAAGAAAGACAACCGGAGGAUAAGGCUCUCGAGAUCGUUCUGGCACCGAUGGAAGUUCGAUUCGACGCCUCCAUCGGGUUCCUCUUGGCGAUGGUGGUAUCCAAGCUGCUCGAAGCCGUGAGGGGACAGCCCGAUGCUCGCGCGGCCGACGCGGAAGGCAAGACACCUGGCGCCGGCUCACCAUUCCCCGAGAUCAAGAUAAUGGCUGAGCAUAUAUCCCUGCUUUUCCUUGAGAAGCUUUCUGGGGUUGCCGAUACUGCAGAGAGGAUCUUCUCGACGCCGACAGUUGACUUCAGUCACGAUAUACUCCUCAAGUCCGGGCUCCAGAAUCUAAGCGCAACAAUGUCGGCAUCCGGGCAGCAGACGGAGAGGGUGGUAAACAUUGAGAAAUUCACGUUCGGGUACGCCAAUGAUGAUAUCCUCUCGUUUGAUCGGCGAAUCCAGAUGUUCGAAUCGGUCAUGAACACGUUCCCUUCUGCAGGGAACGACAUAUCCGUCAAGAUAUCGCAGUCUCCCGAUGAUGUAAGAUGCAACAUCGAUACCCUGCCGCUGCAUGUGAAGCUAGAUCUCCAGAGACUGGAUGAGACAUUCAGCUGGUUUGGCGGACUGAGUAGCUUUUUGAGCAUGGGCUCCUCAAUGACAUCAAACGCUUCACGAGGCACCAGGAGCCCUGUAAAGGUUGCCCCGAAACCCCGAGGCGUCCGAUUCGAGGCUCCUGUUCGGCCCGAUGACCAGUCUGCGGCAAAGGAAAACAAAGUUGCCAUGAGAAUCAACGGCUUCCGGCUGGAUCUCGUUGGCAAGGAAUGCAGCGUCGCCUUGGACACCAGUGCUCUCAAGCUUGUCAGCCGGGAAGAGGCCAUCGGAGUCCAUUUCAGCAGGAUCAGGCUCUCCGGUCCGUACCUCAGGCACGCUCGUGGAGAGCCCCCGAUCGUUACAGACAUUCUGGGUACCAGACUCGAGUUUAUCGGUGUGGCGCAAAAUGCGGACCUCGAGAGGCUACUUGAACUCAUCACGCCUUCGAAGGUCAAGUUUGACGAGAGCGAUGACGAAAUCAUGGUCGAUACUCUGCUAAGGCAGCGGAGAAAGGGCCCAGUUCUGCGACUUACCCUCGACAAGGUGAACGUCCAGGUCGGAAAGUUGCACCAACUCGGCUGUCUGCCAAACCUGGGAGAAGAAAUUGCAAAGCUUGCAACCGUGGCCAAGUAUCUUCCCGAAGACGAUAGGCCUGGCCUCUUAACGCUGGCCCUCGUCAAGGACUUUGGUUUCACGUUGGACGUUGGGGGCAGAUUUGGCGUCGUCCACAUCUCCAUGAAAGACCUUGAUCUUGCUCACAUCACGAUACCGUCGUUGGUCGCUGUGGCUGUCAGCGAGGUCACCGUUAACCGAAAUAAGAUCGAGGAGUUGGUGGCAACCUCGAAGGUCCAGACACCGGGAAUCUCGCAGAGGCCGCCGGUCUUGAUGAUGAGAAUCAUUGACGAUAUGGAGCCUGUCCUCAAGGUCAAGAUGAUUGGCCUCAUCGUCGAGUACCGUGUCCCUGCAGUCAUGGAUAUCCUGGGGCUGGCCGCAGAUGCUACCCCCCAAGACUUCGAGGCGAGCCUCGCAGCAUCGGUAGUCAACCUGGGGGAGCAGGCACACACUGCUCUGAAAGGCAAGCAACCAGAGCUAGUCCCUAUUUCGGAUCAGGCCAAGACGUCGUCGUCGGCGAAACCCAUGACCGUCGAGAUGGCUUUCCGAGACUGCUUGGUUGGCCUCAACCCACUCGGGCUGACUUCCAAACUUGUGCUUGCCCUCACUGAUGCACACGUGGAUGUCGCACCUUCGAGGAACAACAAUGUCACGAUAGUCGGAGACCUGAGAAAGUCGUCGGUCCUUCUCAUCGACGACAUUACGGCUCUGGACGAAAAGGACGGCGCGGUCACAUCGCGGAGGCGCCCAUCGGCUGCUUCGUCGCCUCUAAUAGUCGACCUCUGUUCCAAGGGCUUCGUCGACAUUUGCCAGAUCUCCUCGGCGAAGGCGACGGCGCGGGUCACGAAGAGCGAUGAGGGGUUUCAGCACCUCGAUAUUGACUUGCGGGAUGAUCUCCUUGUCCUCGAGACCUGCGCGGACUCGACGCAGACCCUCAUUACUCUGGUCAACGCUCUGAAGCCACCGACUCCGCCGAGCAAGGAGAUUAGAUACAAGACAUCGGUGGUCCCGGUCCAAGACUUGCUGGCGUCUCUGACUGCAGACGCGUUCGGCAGAGCAGAAGGUGACUACGACUUCGACUAUGACUUCGCCGUGCCGCCAGAGUUCGAUGGCGAAACCGGAAGCGAGGAAGACUUCUACGGAGAAGGUUCAGGGCAGCUGGAAUUCGAUCCCAGGUACUACGAGGAUGGCGACGUGCAGGAGCAGUUGUUCGAUGUUGCCGGACAGUCCAUGAUCUCGGACCUGACAACGGCCCAGGAUACCAAAGAUGGGGUCCUGCUCACCAGCUUGAGCACCAGCGACGUCGCCGAUGACAGCAGUGACGAGCUCGUGGUCCAGGAGAACUAUUUCGGAACGGCGUCGGUCAUCGAAGGCACAGCACACAGGUGGAAUUCAUCCAGGAACACCUAUGACCAGUCAAACGACGGGAAGGUGCUCAAGAGCCCACUGAGAGUCUGUGUCAGAGAUGUACACAUCAUCUGGAACCUUUUUGAUGGAUACGACUGGGUCCGCACUCGUGAUGUCAUCACGAAGGCCGUUCAGGAGGUCGAGACGAAAGCCUACGAGCAGAAGGCCCGCACGGAACGGGGAGGCGCCUUUGAACAGGACUUUGACGAGCAAGAGACAGUGAUCGGCGAUUUCCUCUUCAAUUCCAUUUACAUCGGAAUCCCGGCGAACCGCGACCCCAGGGAACUGGCCCAGGCUAUCAAUCAGGAGCUGAAUGACAACGCCACGGAGACGGAGUCGGUUGCGACGACGGCGUUUACUGCGACUCACAGCCGGCCGGGCGCCAAUCGUUCGAGGUCCAAAAAACUAAGACUAAACAGGAGUAGGCGUCACAAGAUCACUUUCGAGCUCAAGGGGGUGAACGUGGAUCUCGUCACUUUCCCGCCGGGAUCUGGAGAGACUCAGAGCUCCAUCGAUGUCCGCGUCAAGGACUUGGACGUCUUCGAUCAUGUGCCAACUUCGACGUGGAAGAAGUUUGCCAUGUAUGACCAAGACGCUGGCGAGCGAGAGAUGGGGGUUAGCAUGGUCCAUCUCGAGAUUCUCAAUGUCCGGCCGAUGCCGCAACUCCCCACGACCGAGAUCGUCCUCAAGGCGACAGUAUUACCACUCCGGCUGCAUGUUGAUCAAGACGCGCUCGACUUCAUAACACGCUUCUUCGAGUUCAAGGACGACGCGGCUCCCGUGCACGCCUCGCCAAGCGAUAUACCCUUCAUCCAGCGCGCCGAGGUCAACUCCAUCCCCGUCAAGCUCGACUUCAAGCCAAAGCGGGUCGACUACGCGGGCCUGCGCUCCGGCCACACGACCGAGUUUAUGAACUUCCUCAUCCUCGACAACGCGCGCAUGGUCCUGCGCCACACGAUCAUCUACGGCGCCUCCGGUUUCGACCGGCUCGGGAAGACCCUGAACGACAUCUGGAUGCCCGACAUCAAGCGCACGCAGCUCCCCGGCAUCCUGGCCGGGUUGGCGCCCGUCCGGUCGCUCGUCAACGUCGGCAGCGGCAUCAGGGACCUUGUCGAGAUCCCGAUCAGGGAGUACAAGAAGGACGGAAGGAUAGUCCGGAGCAUCGGCAAGGGGGCGGCGGCGUUUGCACGGACCACGGGGACGGAGAUGGUCAAGCUCGGGGCGAAACUCGCCGUGGGCACGCAGUACGCCCUCCAGGGGGCCGAAGGGCUGCUGGUCAAGGACCCGCACCACCACGGAGGGCAAGGGGGCUCGGCAGCCGGGGCGGCGGCGGCGGCGGCGGGGGCGGGCUGGGAAGACGACGAGUACGCGGACGGGGAGGAGGAGGAGAGGAAGCAGAUCAGCCUCUACGCGGACCAGCCGACGGGGAUGAUGCAGGGGCUCCGGGGCGCGUACUCGAGUCUGACCAGGGACCUGUACAUGGCCCGGGACGCCGUCAUCGCGGUGCCCGGCGAGGUGAUGGAGAGCCAGAGCGCGCAGGGGGCCGCCAAGGCGGUGCUGAGGAGGGCGCCGACCAUCAUCUUUAGGCCGGCCAUCGGGGCCACAAAGGCGAUCGGGCAGACGCUGCUCGGCGCGACGAACUCGCUGGACCCCGAGAAUAGGAGGAGGGUGGACGCGGUAAGUUUGGCUCUGUCCCCUAUUUUAUAUACCUGGCUCGCCUUUUUGGUGCAGCUUGUUUUGGCGGGACGAUGUGCUGAUUUGGGUUUACAGAAAUACAAGAAGCAUUAAAUUGAAAACGCAGAAGACAGCAUUUCUGGCGCAGAGGAAGGG
Molecule: messenger RNA, 6402 nt
Organism: Phialemonium atrogriseum
Lineage: Eukaryota; Fungi; Ascomycota; Sordariomycetes; Cephalothecales; Cephalothecaceae
Exons: 2
Coding region: 97-6360 (2087 amino acids)
Biological process (GO): reticulophagy; autophagy of mitochondrion; piecemeal microautophagy of the nucleus
Cellular component (GO): phagophore assembly site
Molecular function (GO): phosphatidylinositol-3-phosphate binding
Source: RefSeq, a predicted model, not a curated record